AUGGAUGACUGGAUGUGCUCAAUUAACCUCAAGAAUGCAUACCACCAUAUAAAGACAGAGAGGACGUACAGGAGGUUUCUGCACUUCUGGCUGGAAUCUGAUCAUUACCAAUUUAGUGAGCUCCCAUUUGGUCUCACCACUGGCCUUCUGGUUGUUCACCAAGAGUAUGGCAGUUGUAGCAGACUGGCACAGGUUGCAGGGAUUUUAGGUCUUUCCUUUCCUGAACCAUUGGCUCUUAAUCAUUCCCUUGAGAGCAUCCUUAGUCAGGAUCAUGGACACCUUACAGCUAUGCAGUUUCUUGGGGCUCAUGGUCAUUUACCAGAAGUAAAGUCUCCAUCCUUUUCAGUCCCUAGAAUUUGUAGGUUGCCAGUUGGACACCAUUUUUCAGAUUGCAAAACUUCCAUGUUCAGAAUUUUGAGUCUUUUGGUUUCAGCAGUCUCUGUGCUUCCGUACAAAAAGCCUCCAGCCUCUUUCCUUCUGAAGCUGAUUGGGGAACAUGGUAGCUUCUACUGGUUUGGUCCUGCUAGUCGGGUAUCACAUGAGGGCUCUGCAGUGGACUGCGGCAGUGUAGUAAUGUGUAACACAUUUGAUGGACUUCCCAAUAAUUCUGAUGAAAGUAUGUCGAGGUCAGGUGGUGGCUGGUAUCUCCCUCUGUAUCCAGUGGGAGAGUGUUUGUCUCCCCCACUAGUCAUGACAGAUGCCUCUCUUUUGAAUGCAGACUCCUAUUACAAAGACGAGGUGGAUGACUUUCAUGACAAGAAGAUCAAGAAGCUGAUUUCACAAGGAGCGAAGUAUAGCAGUGAGGAUGAAGAAGAAACCGAGGAAGAGGAGGUGAUGGCUCUAAAUGUGUCUGACUCGGACGAUGAAGAAGAGGAAAUUGACAUGGAAAGUGACCUUGAAGAAAAACAAGAUGAUGAUCUUCCUAAUGAGAUGGCUUGGGGUCGUAAAAGGAAGAUGUUUUAUGACACUGAUUAUGCUGCUGAGGAGCGCCAAAGUAAAUCUAAAGAGGAUUUAGAUGCGGAGGCUAAGGAAGAAGAGGAAGAGGCACAGAAUAUUCAGAGACGUUUGGUGGAAAACCUGAGUGAAGAAGAUUAUGGACUUGAUUUCAUUCAGGCCUUUGCUAAGGAGCAGGAUGUAGAAAAGCAGCCAGAAAAAGAACAGAAGAUCCAAAAGGAUCUAAAGAAAAUGUCUCUGAAGGAAAAACUGAAACUGCUAAAGAAGGAGUCACCUGAGUUUAUGGAGCUUAUCCAGGACUUUAAAGCCAAGUUAACAGAACUAAAAGAUGAACUGCAGCCUUUGGUGGACAUGGUAAAGGAUGGAAGGAUACCACCAGGAAAGGGAGCUAAUUAUCUGGAAAUGAAAACCCAUUUAUAUUUAAACUAUUGCAUAAACAUUAGUUUUUACGUAACCUUGAAAGCAAAGAGAAUUCCAGUACACAACCAUCCUGUGAUUGAGCGACUAGUAACCUACAGAAAUUUGAUCAAUGAUUUAAAGGCAGUUGAUAUGAAGUUGUCAUCAGAACUCCGUUUACUGCUCACCAAACUUGAGAAUGACAAGACAAAUCAGUCUGGUAAAGAGGAUUUCUUGCCCAAGAUCAAGAACCUAGCAGUUUCGUCUAGCAAGCAAUCAACUAAAGAAAAGAAAAAGGUAGGCACUACUCCUGCUGAAGUAGGUCCUUCAAAUGAUUCUGACUUUGAUGAGGAAGCCGCUUUGAAAUACUACAAGGAAAUGGAAGAAAAGUUGAAACUAAAGAAGAAAAGAAUGUAUGAAGAAAGUGAUGAAAAGGAAGCUGAAGAAGAAGAGGUGGAUCCAGAUGCCAAAAGAGCCAUCACAUAUCAGAUUGCUAAGAACAAGGGUCUCACUCCUAAACGAAAGAAGAUUGAUCGGAAUCCACGAGUCAAACACAGAGAGAAGUAUCGUCGUGCUAAAAUUCGCAGGAAGGGUCAGGUGCGUGAAGUGCGUACAGAAGAGCACAGAUAUACUGGAGAGCUGUCUGGUAUUCGUAUUGGAGUCAAGAAAAGCACCAAACUUAAGUAAUGCUUGUUGGCAUUACUUUCUCAGUUUCUGCUCAGUAUUUUUUUUCAUUUUUUUUUCAACAAAGCCACAUGUACUGUUAGUAGAAUAAAACUGCCUCCCUCCAAUCUGUCCUUUUUUGGUUAUGUUCCUGUUACGGCAUGUAAUACUUCAGCUCCACAUCUGUUGAAAGAAAUCUCUCUUAAUUUUCCUCAUGUUCCUUCCAGAAUAAAAUCGGAAAUUUUUUAGAGAAUCAGUUCA
Messenger RNA from Protopterus annectens (West African lungfish), 2274 nucleotides. RefSeq names its product UTP3 small subunit processome component (gene UTP3). Gene Ontology annotation, biological process: maturation of SSU-rRNA from tricistronic rRNA transcript (SSU-rRNA, 5.8S rRNA, LSU-rRNA). The record is from RefSeq and is a predicted model, not a curated record. NCBI's taxonomy places the organism in Eukaryota, Metazoa, Chordata, Ceratodontiformes, Protopteridae. The transcript is spliced from 15 exons. Gene Ontology annotation, cellular component: small-subunit processome; nucleolus. Bases 1 to 2037 code for a protein of 678 amino acids.